Messenger RNA from Spinacia oleracea (spinach), 1252 nucleotides. Its product is annotated as jasmonate-induced oxygenase 4-like. Lineage: Eukaryota; Viridiplantae; Streptophyta; Magnoliopsida; Caryophyllales; Amaranthaceae. The coding region runs from base 1 to 1071 and encodes 356 amino acids. The transcript has 4 exons. The record is from RefSeq and is a predicted model, not a curated record.
AUGGCUGCAUCAUCUGUCUCUCCUAUGAAGCCAGAAUUACCACCAAAACCAACACAAGAGUUGAGUAAAAUAACAGGUGAUCAACUCCCAGACAGAUAUAUUCACCAGUUUCCAGAGACAGCUGCUGAUCAUUCGGCGAUUAAGUAUAUGGACAAUCCCAUCAUUGAUCUCAACCUUCUUUCAGCUGUAUCAACACAUCAACCUGAAGAACUGCAAAAACUACGAUCCAGUCUUAGUUCCUGGGGUUGUUUUCAGCUUAGAAAUCAUGGUUUGACAAGUUCACUACUUCACCAAAUCCGACAAGUCGAGAAGGAAUUCUUUGGUCUGCCCCUAGAAGUGAAACAGAAGCAUUCCAGAACUUUACAUUGGGUUGAAGGAUAUGGAAAUGAUACAGUUUCUGAGGAUCAGAAGUAUUGCUGGAAUGACAGACUGGUUCUCAAAGUUUACCCUGUUGAUCAGCGAAACUUCAAGUUUUGGCCUGAAGAUUUACCAAAAUUUAGGGAAACUUUAGAUGAGUACACUAAGGAAGUGAGGCGAGUGCUAGAAAUGAUCCUGAAAGCCAUCUCAAAGUCGCUCAAUUUAGACGAAAACAGCUUUGUCAGAGAGUGUGAAGGAGACGAGGGCAUAUAUAUGCUAGCAAGAUUCAACCUUUAUCCUCCAUGUUCAACCCCGGAUCAUGUUGUAGGCCUAAAACCACAUUCUGAUGCUUCAGCAGUUACCAUUCUCUUGCAAGACAACGAGGUAGAAGGUCUUCAAGUGCAGAAAGAUAACCAAUGGUUUAAAGUUCCUAUUGUUCCGGAUACCCUUUUCAUCAAUGUUGGAGACCAGUUGGAGAUAAUGAGUAAUGGAAUACUGAAGAGUGCAGUGCACAAGGUAGUGAUAGACAAGGAGAGAGAAAGAACAUCUGUGGCGAUUGCAUGUUUUCCAUACAUAGAGAAAGAAAUAGGUCCAAUAAGUGAGCUGAUUGACAAAGAGAGGCCACAAUUAUACAAGAAGGUCAAGAAUUACAUUAGUUUGUACCUUCAAUACUCUCCAACAGCAGAAAGAGCCAUCACUGCAAUGAAACUUUAAGCACUGCAGACUCUGGUCGGAGAUCAUCCUGCACGUUCUUUCAGAAACUGAUCUCUCUAAUAGUCUUUAUCUAGCCAGGAAUAAGGUGUAUGUCUGUUUCUCCCCCGAACCAUAAAUGGAUACAAUACUGCAUAAUUGUUGUACUCUAAGUUGCAUUUCAGUGCUGAAGUUUUUAUUAGUA